CCGUCACUCCGUCGAAUGAGUCCCUGUGACUCGUGCCUUUCAGGCCAUGCUCCCAACCGUUGAGCCUCGCACUUCAACACUAUAGCAACCCCUCCUCGCGGUGGCCGCAGCGCCGAACAACUAGAAACUCUUCGAAUCUUUAAUCAAUUGAUCAAUUAGUCCAGAUUCGGAAGCUAAUCUUCUCAACAUUUGAGCGAGGAAAUUGCGUCCUCUUGUACAGAGAAGAAUGAGGGCAGGGAAAGGGAAUCAGGAGGACGAUGAGUACGAGGAGGAGGAGUUCGGUUCUAAAAAGGAAGGUCCUUCGUCUACGCCUAAUAGCAAUAACACCGGCAAAGAUACAAAAGCUAUUGAUAAAGCUAGUGCUAUAAGAUCGAAACAUUCAGUUACUGAGCAGCGAAGGCGGAGCAAGAUAAAUGAGAGAUUCCAGAUAUUAAGAGAUCUCAUACCUCAUAGUGAUCAAAAGAGGGAUACUGCAUCAUUCCUAUUAGAGGUCAUUGAGUAUGUCCAGUACUUACAAGAGAAGGUGCAAAAGUAUGAAGGUUCAUAUCAGGGUUGGGGUCAAGAGCCCACAAAGUUGAUGCCUUGGAGAAACAGUCACUGGCGUGUUCAAGGCUAUGGCCAACAUCAAGCUGUGAAGAAUGGUUCUGGUCCUGUGUCACCUUUUCCCGGGAAGUUUGAUGAAAGCAACAUUAGUGUCUCUCCCACUGUGCUCAGUGGCUCCCAAAAUACGAUCGACCCUGAACAGAGCAGGGAUAUUAUCAGUAAAACAGUGGAGAGGCAAGCUGAGUUAGAAUGCAAGGCAGUACCUCUUCCAAUGCCUAUGCAUGCAAACAUGUCUGUUCCUGUCAGAAGCGAUGGUGCACUAGCCCAUCCUCUUCAGGGGCCUGUUUCUGAUGGGCAAUCAGCUGAAUGUCCAGCCAAUAGUGAACCUCAGAACCAACAGGAAGAGCUGACAAUUGAGGGAGGAACAAUCAACAUCUCAAGUGUAUACUCUCAAGGGCUGUUACACAACCUGACUCAAGCGCUACAGAGUGCUGGUUUAGAUCUCUCACAGGCUAGCAUUUCUGUUCAAAUUAAUCUUGGUAAGCGGGCAAACAAAGGACUUGGCUGUGGGACAUCUACUUCUAUGAAUCAUGAUAAUAUGCCAUCUAGCAAUCAAGCAAUGGCACAAUUUAGAGAUGCAGGCAACGGAGAAGACACAGAUCAAGCUCAGAAGAGGCUGAAAACGUAGAGAAUGAUUUAUGAGCCUAUAUUUCAUCCAGAAUUCCCCUAGCUUCUUUCUGACAUGGCAUAUCUGUCGAGGUUACUGUACAUCCUUCCUUUGGGUUUGUGGAUUUUCACCCAUUCAUGAAGUUCCUUUUAGAACUACAAGCCUUAGAACUCACUAUUAUUGGUGGGGAUAUUGAGGUUUCUUAUGGUGUAGGUAUGCCAUCUGUUUUCUAGAUUGAUUGGUACAUAUAAUUAAUUCAUCACUGUUAUUGAGCUUUCGGGGUGGGAAUUUUAUCAAUCUGUUAGGUCCUUGCUACGUACGGUUAAGGGAGACUCCUUGUAAUGCAGUCUUUCAUAAACUCUGCAGUGAAGGCGGAGGGAGUGGAUUUAAUUUCAGAGGAUGUCAUUUGGUAAUAAUCUUAAUUAUGCCCUACAACUUUUCAAGCGA
Molecule: messenger RNA, 1657 nt
Organism: Neltuma alba
Lineage: Eukaryota; Viridiplantae; Streptophyta; Magnoliopsida; Fabales; Fabaceae
Product: transcription factor BIM2
Exons: 8
Coding region: 227-1231 (334 amino acids)
Biological process (GO): DNA-templated transcription
Molecular function (GO): DNA-binding transcription factor activity; protein dimerization activity
Source: RefSeq, a predicted model, not a curated record